Molecule: messenger RNA, 1199 nt
Organism: Postia placenta MAD-698-R-SB12
Lineage: Eukaryota; Fungi; Basidiomycota; Agaricomycetes; Polyporales; Adustoporiaceae
Exons: 3
Coding region: 1-1065 (354 amino acids)
Biological process (GO): mitochondrial respiratory chain complex III assembly
Cellular component (GO): mitochondrion
Source: RefSeq, a predicted model, not a curated record
AUGGCUUCUCGACCGCCGCUCGCUCGCUGUCUGCGACCGCCAACGGCAAGCUUGCGACUACGAAAAAACACACCUCGGCGGCCAACAUCAUGGCUCACAAGAAAACUAGAAGAGUCUCCUGCGGCGAAAAGCGCGUUCUUGAAGAUGGCGAAUGUCAUGGGGUACGGGAGUCCCAAACAAGUUGCUGGCAGAAGGGCUUUUGCAAUGUAUGAGCAACUGUGCGUUGUUAGACCUGACGAGGACAUGGCGUUUUGGCAGGAAGAAUGCCACCUUCCACCCACAUUUCAAUCAUGGUUCACCAUUGUGAACCUGCACAUCUGGCUGCUGACUGUACGGCUGCGCGCAUUACCACCACCCCACGGGAUGAACCAUCUGCAAGCUCUUAUAGAUCACUUCUUCCUCGACGUCGAAGACAGAAUUCGCGCUGUCCUCCAACCUGCGACACCUGACACCAUCACACCCAACUCCCCACUUGGGCCGUAUACCACCCCGUCCCAGUUCUAUACUAUUGCAAAUCCACUGCCUGGCAAAAAGCGACCAAAAGGCCGUGCUCCCGAGCGGCUAGUCUCGCAACAGAUGAAGAUAUUUAGGGAGCAGUGGGCGGGCAUGGGCAUGUCAUUUGACGCGUCGCUUAUCCGGGGCGAUGCAGACAUGGCUGCUGUCGUCUGGCGCAAUAUCCUUGGCGGCCGUGGGGCACGCGGGAUUGUCUACCCUUCUAACGCCAACAUGUCGGACGAACAAAACCCCUACUUCCGCCGCUCUGUGAACCUUGUGGGCGGCGAAGUGGUCAAGGUGAAGGACAUCGAAAAGCGCGGACUUGAGGUGGAAGAGGCACGGGAUGACGGGUCGGGUGUGCACGACUAUGCGCCGAACGAGGCGGACAAGUACGUCGCGUAUCCGGAGCUCAUGGCCACGCUGGUCGCGUACGUACGCCGCGAGCUGGUGAGGUUGCAAAACAUACCCGACGAAAAGGUCAUGGGGGCGCUGGUUGCUGGGAAGGAAGGAGAGGGUGUGAAGGAUUUGAAGUUCGGGCGCGUGCAGGCAGGACUUUUCCUUGAUCGCUGAGGCCAAAAAGGUGAAAUAUUGUAUGGUAAUGCUAAUGCCUCUAGAACACCUCGGUCUUGUCCCUGCUUUCGAUGAAACUUCACGUCGUGUCUCUCAACUCCAGACGACCAUAACCACAGCCUUGUAGCUGCAGU